UAUGACCCGUACACCGUGCUGAGUUCUACGCGCGCUGGCGGUUCGGAAGAACUAUGGCCCGCAGGGCCAUCUUUUCCAUACUAUAGAACCUGGGGAUGUUGGUUAACCUGUUAGUUAUAGAGAUUCCUAUAUUAUCUACUUUUAUGAGCUAUUACCAUGCUAAUACCUACUUGAAUGCCUACUUGAAUGCCUGCUUCAAUACCUACUUGAAUGCCUACUUGAAUGCCUGCUUCAAUAACUACUUGAAUGCCUGCUUGAAUGCCUGCUUCGAUGCCUGCUAAUACCUCCUUUAAUAUCUACUUUAAUGCCUAUUUUAAUUCUAAC
Aspergillus ochraceoroseus IBT 24754 is the source of this 324-nucleotide messenger RNA. RefSeq lists its product as uncharacterized. The transcript has a single exon. The coding region runs from base 96 to 281 and encodes 61 amino acids. The record is from RefSeq and is a predicted model, not a curated record. NCBI's taxonomy places the organism in Eukaryota, Fungi, Ascomycota, Eurotiomycetes, Eurotiales, Aspergillaceae.